AUGAGGCAACCGGGAAGGUACUCGGGAUUCAUGAUGCAUGGAGGCAUAUCCGGGAGGACUGGGGCCCACUCAUUGCCCUUGGCGAGGAUCAAGAAGAUCAUGAAGAAGUCCGGGGAGGACGUGAAGAUGAUAUCUGGCGAGGCUCCAAUUGUGUUCUCGAAGGCAUGUGAGCUCUUCAUAGAGGAACUCACACGGAGGUCUUGGAUGACAACCCUGGAAGGGAAGAGAAGGACACUGCACAAAGACGACGUUGCCUCGGCCGUCGUGGGCACCGAUAUCUUUGAUUUUCUUGUGAGUUUGGUUUCGGAUUCUUGCCAUUCUGAAGACAUCACGCCGGAGGAAAAGGAGGCAUUGGGGGGAUCGUAG
This is a messenger RNA of Prunus mume (Japanese apricot), 366 nucleotides long. RefSeq names its product nuclear transcription factor Y subunit C-3-like. Gene Ontology annotation, molecular function: RNA polymerase II cis-regulatory region sequence-specific DNA binding; DNA-binding transcription factor activity, RNA polymerase II-specific; protein heterodimerization activity. The record is from RefSeq and is a predicted model, not a curated record. Lineage: Eukaryota; Viridiplantae; Streptophyta; Magnoliopsida; Rosales; Rosaceae. Gene Ontology annotation, biological process: regulation of transcription by RNA polymerase II. Gene Ontology annotation, cellular component: nucleus.